Messenger RNA from Thermothielavioides terrestris NRRL 8126, 1691 nucleotides. RefSeq lists its product as uncharacterized. NCBI's taxonomy places the organism in Eukaryota, Fungi, Ascomycota, Sordariomycetes, Sordariales, Chaetomiaceae. The transcript has a single exon. The coding region runs from base 592 to 981 and encodes 129 amino acids. The record is from RefSeq and is a predicted model, not a curated record.
CAAAGGGAAAAGCGGAUUAAGUCGGGGGUAUUUGUCUUCCGUCCACAGUAGUGAAGUUGGGUGCUGAUGUAAUACACUCCGUACUGGGUAUGAGCCCGGCUCUGCUUAUUUGGCUUAUCGAUAACUCAGGUUAACAUCAACUUGGCCGCUGCGAUCCAUCGCUGCACCAACCACAUGGCUGAACCAGCGACACCCGGUUCCUACACUAGGUACCUAUCUCACAUCCCAUCCACAACCUGCCUGCUGUGUACUGGAUAGACAGCCGUCUUAGCAAGUUGCAUCCAGAGCCUUGAGGUAGACUCGUCCUUUCCAGCUUGUUUACCACACCCCGGUCGUGCUCGAUCAGUUCGGUUCAAGGGCGUGUUUGUUUUACCCCCCACAGAUCGCACCCGCUCUCACACCAUCCACCACUUCAAACAAUUGCCUGUACCGAGCCCCGAAUAUCCCACACCACCGAACCACGCACCAGAGGGUUUCCCCCCUCUCUAAUUGCCUCACACCAUUUAUCUACCUACUUGCCCGAGUUUCUUCCUCUUCGUUUCCACCCCAGACUUUUUUUUUUUUCUUUUUUUUUUUUUUGUUUUAAAAAAAAUGCCCCAACAGACCCCCCCAUCCACCCCGCCACCACAACCACCAACGCUCAACAUCAUCCUCUCCUUCCUCCUGGUCGGUCUCGCCUGGGGCUUCACCACCCCCUUCAUCCGCCGCGCCGCGCGCGACCACCAGAGGCGCCACCACCGCAGCCCUUCGUCGUCACACGCAGAGCACAGACUCGACUCGGCCCGGCAGAGCAAGAGCAGGCUUGCGCGCGCCGUGCGCCGCGCCGCGGCCGCCGUGCUCGACCUGCUUAUCAAUCCGCGCUAUGCCGUGCCGCUGGUGCUGAACUUGACGGGGAGCGUGUGGUUUUUUCUGUUGCUGGGGACGGCUGGUACGUUUUUCCUUUUUUUUUUUCUUCUGCCGUCUUUGGUUGCUCUUGUUUAGAUGAGGCUGAUGGAUGGUGAGUUGGUUGGGUGUUGUUGCUGACGAUCCGCUGCCAGAACUGAGCCUGACGGUGCCCGUGGUAAACACGCUGGCGUUUCUGUUUACCGUGCUGGGCGAGUGGUGGGUUGAGGGCAAGGUGAUCAGCCGAGGUGGGUGCCCGUGCCGUCCUCUUCUGGCCUGGUUUCCGUCUGUGUAUGAGGGGCGAUGCUGACUGCGGCCAAGACACGAUGCUUGGGAUGGCCCUCUCGGUGGUGGGCAUCGCGCUGUGUGUCCAUAGCAAAAACACCGCGUCAACGCCGUAGGCUCGCGACGGGCUGCAGGAUGCCCGUCGCGGAUUCUUGGAGCCUUAUGUAGACGGUUGCUAAAGCAAGCCAUCUGUCAUUUGCCGCCUGCUCUUCGCGGCCUCAUCCCCCCUUGCCGUGGUGUCAGACGUUGACUGAGAGGCCACAUCAUCACCAGCCACGAACCGUUCGGUGAGGUAACUUCUCGAAUUCGCAGCGCCUGCCGCUCUGCCUCCCCUGCACCAGGCAGGCUCGGUUAUUCUGUGUUCCCACAGACUGGCUUCCGCUGAGCCCCGUCUGCCAGGCAUCAGUAUGUACAAAUGGGGACGUGCCCGCCGCCCCGGUCCCAUAAUCAUGUAUAAGAAGAAAGAAAGGCCCCCCAGUACAAACCAACCAGUUCCACCUUUUUUUUUCUUUCCUGUGUUUCCG